Hibiscus syriacus is the source of this 993-nucleotide messenger RNA. RefSeq lists its product as uncharacterized. The coding region runs from base 1 to 993 and encodes 330 amino acids. The transcript has a single exon. The record is from RefSeq and is a predicted model, not a curated record. Lineage: Eukaryota; Viridiplantae; Streptophyta; Magnoliopsida; Malvales; Malvaceae.
AUGGAAGGAAUCAAAGGAGGAGGAAGAGUCGGUGUUGGUGUUGGUGUUGACGUUAAUGGCGAUGACCUUGCUGACGGCAUGCAGUUUUGCAGUAAUCAUCGGAACAACAACAGCAACAACCAUGGCGGUAUCUGUGCUUUUUGCCUCCAAGAAAAGCUCGGCAAGUUGGUUUCCUCUUCGUUUCCUUUACCUCUCCGUGCCUCGCCAUCGUCGUCUUCCUCUUCCCAUUCCUUUAGAUCAGAUACUGCUUCCAAUGGCGUAGCCGCCGCAGCUUACGGCGGCGAUAAAAGAGAAGAUGGUAAAGAAUAUCAUGCACGGCGGACCAGAAUGCCUUUCGUUUUAGCGAAGAAGAAGAAGAAGAACGAUCAUGAUCGUAGAGGUGAUGGUGUUAUGUUGAAGAGAAGCAAAUCGAGUGCAAUUCCCAGGGGAAGUGCAAGCAAGUUCUGGUCUUUCCUUUACCUUUCUUCGAAGAAACAAGCCUGUGAAGUUGGUUCUAUCCCAGAACCGGAAACAGCCGCUGGUGGUGUUUCUGACGACGGGAAUCGUAAGGUCUCGAGGUCCAGAUCCGUCGGAUGCGGAAGCAGGAGCUUCUCCGGUGAUUUCUUCGAGAGGAUCUCGACUGGUUUCGGAGAUUGUGCACUGAGAAGAGUUGAAUCACAAAGGGAAGGCAGACCGAAAGCUAGUUCUUCAUGCUCAUCGUCAUCGAUGAAAGAAAGAGUCAAAUGCGGUGGGAUUUUCGGUGGUUUCAUGAUACUAACACCAUCCUCUUCAUCUUCAUCAUCGUCAUCGUACUGGGUUUCAUCAUCUGCAACUGAAGAUCACAUCAAUGGCAAACCAACAACCACCGGCCACGGUGGCCGGAGCAAGAGCUGGGGUUGGACUCUCACUAGUCCCAUGAGAGCUUUCACUAAACCUUCCUCUUCCAACAAAAACAACACCACCACAACCCCAAAUCUGUCCGCAAUCCCUUCAUUAUUAGCCAUCAUGAACUAA